AUGGCUUCCAGUCACACCAAUCAGCAGGCUGAAUCUCGUCGCGACCGCGCGCCUAACACCUCCCCUAGCGAGGCCGAUCGCCGCAAGCUGCAAGACCUCGAGCUAGCUUUGGCCAAAGCCCAGCGUGAACUGGGGGUCUUUUGUAUGGAGACGAACCAGACCUCCUCCCUUCUUCUUGUCGAGGACGCUACCCAAGACAACGUACAAGAACAUCCCGCCCCGGAAUGUGAUACCGACAACUGCUGUCAACGUUGCGGCAGCCCCUAUGAGUCAGAACCAGUUGCUCAAAGAGAGCACCAAAGCAAUAUCCCCGCAGGUGCUUCCUGUGUGAUCACCCGGGUCCUGAAUGCCGCUCCUCAACUCCAGACGCGUUACACGAACACCACCACUGGUGGCAGCAAUGACGGGGACUGGUACUUAGGGAGCCCUGAGGGGGGUUUAUGGGUGCUCAAAUCAGUGGCUCCAUUGAAGUGCUGGCAGACCGUGUUCGAGAGGACUGGAGUUGCGAGAGAGUUUUCUUCCAGAUGUGACAGAUCUACAACUCGGGCUAUGACGUGGAUACGGGCGAGCCGGCGCUCUGAGUGUGCCGGACGUGGUCGGCUGCUGUCAUAUUUGUCUCCGCUCCAGUUCAAUGCCGAUGGAGGUGGUGUCGCUUGUCUCCUCACCUGUGCAGGGAGGAAGCGAGCAGCCCACGGUCAAUCCGGUCUCUAA
Messenger RNA from Fusarium mangiferae, 711 nucleotides. RefSeq lists its product as uncharacterized. The transcript has 4 exons. NCBI's taxonomy places the organism in Eukaryota, Fungi, Ascomycota, Sordariomycetes, Hypocreales, Nectriaceae. The record is from RefSeq and is a predicted model, not a curated record. Bases 1 to 711 code for a protein of 236 amino acids.